Messenger RNA from Heterotrigona itama, 1394 nucleotides. The record is from the annotation of a GenBank genome assembly. NCBI's taxonomy places the organism in Eukaryota, Metazoa, Arthropoda, Insecta, Hymenoptera, Apidae.
AUGGAUAUCGGUGUGUGCAACCGAGGCAUGAUAGAACUGAAUUUGAAAUUUGAAAUUUGAAAUUAUCGACUGACUCAGAGAAUAAAUUACUCGAAUUAUUUCAUCUGUGAUUACGAUAGUUUACAGACAGAUCGAUCGAUUUUGUUUCUAGAGAUAGAAUUGAAUGCGAGAACACAGCGGCGCUGGUUAAACGAGAAUGCGAAGAUAUUUUGAAGACGGCCCGAGAAACUGCAGAGAAACAAAUUCACGAAAUAGUAGAGCUUUACGAUGAAGCUAAGGAAAAGAUGACCCGAUUAGAGGAACGUGUAGGAACGUACGAAGCUUUCGAACGAGAAUAUGAAAACCGUGGUUCCGAGCUGGCGAAUCUACUUGAAACUUUAAAACGUUUCGACGUGGAUGUCGGCUCUGUCUGUCAACUCGCGGCAGAGGCUUUAAAGAACUUGACCGAACGGGGAACCUUGUUCGAAGAAAGCAUGAAGAAUCUCAGGCAUCUCGCUUGGACCGUAAAAGACAGAAAGGACGAACCGCAACUAGUUUUAUUAAGGGAACAGAACUCCGUUUUGAGAGAGAUAGUGAAGAAUCUUAAAAAGAAGAUGCUCAGCCAAACGCACGAUGAAAUCCCGAUAGAAAAAGAUGCGGAACAACACGAACAUGCGAUAAAUCCCCGAAAUAUUGAUGGACACUCAUCGAACGGGCGUUCGUUGAACGGAAAUGCAACGGAAAAUCCGAUAGACUCGUCGAUUCGCGAGAAUAAUAACGAUUACGACGCGAAGGAACGCAACGGACGCGAUGCAAUUGGAACGCGCGCAAUAACUGUCAGCUGGAAGAACGAGAAUCGAAGCGAGAAGUUCGAUAUCGAACGUACGAUAAUCGAUAAGUGCGGGAAAUUGUUGUGCAUCGUGUCCCAUUCAAACGGCGUGGUGUACGAAGAGUACGUGUUCAAAUUAUCGACCGAUCGAGAAAUAAAAAUCAAAUAUCCAGUUUCAUUGAACAAGGACGACGAGGCGGUUAGGUUGGAGUUCGUGGACAACGAGACUGAUUACGAAGUGACACCGACGGACAGAAUGUUGAUAUUGUUUAAAAACGUGUACGUGACCGUGAACGUGAAGCAAACCGGUGUACCGUGCAGCACGCAAACUGCAAAGAUAAAAACCUGCAACAUCUUUACGCAAACGGCGGUUACUGGAGUAAACUGGUUCUCUCGUUUAAACAUGGGCGCCACGAUGCUUAAUAGCGAGAAACGUGCGAUAGAGAGAAGUCUCGGUAAUUUGGAACGAACCGUUAACACCUUAAAACUGAACACGUUAAAUGAUGUUGAAACGAUGAUUGGUAAGGGUUCGCAUUUACUUGGAAAUAACGAGAUGCUAAACCAUAUCAAGGCAUUGACUCAAUAG